AUGUCCUCCAGCACGGUCCUUCCCACACCAACUCUCUCAGAAAAACACUCCGGUAUCCCCUUCCGACUCUACGAAAAAGCCCAAUACGCCAAAUCCUUAAUCUUGGACAUUGCAACAAAGGAACAAAGUGAGAGAAAAAGGGGGCCGGCUAUACCAGCUGGUGUCGAGAAAACCACGUUCCUGAAAGCUCUUGACGAACUGUCGGGCCAAUUGGGGAAGGAGAAUGUGGAGAUAAAUGAUCAGCCGUUGAAGGAUGGAUGGUAUAUGGAGCACCCAAACACUCAUGAUGCUAUGCACGUCUUGGAUGAGGAGGAGCUUGUAGCAUCUGCUGUUGUGUAUCCUGGCAGCACGGAAGAAGUACAAAAGAUAGUGCUGUGGGCGAAUAAGUACAAGAUUCCAAUCUUUCCUAUCUCAAUUGGCAGAAAUCUUGGAUACGGCGGUGCCGCACCUCGUGUUCGAGGAUCAGUGGUCAUUGAUCUCGGUCGUCGAAUGAACAAAAUUCUUGACAUCAACCCCGUUGAUCAUACCUGUCUUGUAGAGCCUGGUGUAACCUUUUAUGCUCUUUACGAAGAGAUCCAAAGACGCGGUUACAAACAUCUUUGGAUUGAUUGUCCGGAUUUGGGCGGUGGUUCUGUACUUGGAAAUACCUUGGAUCGUGGCAUUGGAUACACUGUUUAUGGAGAUCAUUGGGCGUGUCAUUCCGGUCUUGAGGUCGUCCUUCCAACCGGUGAACUCAUCCGUACAGGUAUGGGAGCUAUGGCGAAUAGCUCUAGUUGGCAGAUCUUUCCAUACGGAUAUGGACCAAUGGCCGAUGGCCUUUUCUCUCAAUCCAACUAUGGUAUCGUUACCAAGCUUGGAAUGACCUUGAUGCGUAACCCUGGAGGUCAUGAGAGUUAUUUGUAUACGUUCCCCAACGAGGAAGAUCUCGCACCUUUGGUCGACAUCAUCCGCCCCCUUAGAAUCGGAAAUAUCCUCGAAAACGUCGCCCAGCUCAGGCAUGUAGUCCAAGCCAUAGCCUACAGCGGCAAGCCACGGAGCAGCUACUUUCAAGGCGAAGGCCAAAUGACCGACGAGCAGGUCCGAGAAAUCGCUCGCAAAGAACUCAAAUACGGUGACUUUACAUGGCUGUACUACGGCAUGUCGUACGGUCCGAAGGAAAUCCGGCAGUAUAAACUGGACAUCAUCCAUAAGGAAUUCUUGAAGAUUCCCGGCGCACGUCGCAUCGAUCCCGCGACUCUACCAAAGACAGACUACUUCUGGUCUCGUGAUCGCAUUGCAACCGGUAUCCCCGAUCUUGAAGAGCUGCAAUGGGUGAACUGGUACCCCAAUGGAGGCCACAUUGCCUUCAGCCCUGUAUCACCUGUACGCGGACCCGACGCGACUGAACUCUGGAGAAUGGCACGGAGCCGAGCAGCAGAAUUCGGGCAUGACAUAUUCCCCGCGUUUUGCGUCGGACUACGAGAAAUGCAUCUCAUCGUCGAAUGUGUUUUCAAUCGCGAUGAUCCUGAUUCACGCAAAAUGGCUUUAGCCUGUAUGCGCGCAAUGAUCGAUGAGGCAGCUUCCAAGGGGUAUGGAGAGUACCGGACGCAUUUGGUGUUGAUGGAUCAGAUUGCGAAGACAUAUAAUUUCAAUGACCAUGCAUUGAUGAAGUUUAACGAGCGGAUCAAGGAUACUCUUGAUCCGAAUGGGAUUUUGGCUCCGGGGAAGUCUGGGGUGUGGCCUGCAAGAUAUCGGGGCCGUGGGUGGGAGAUGUCCGGAUUAAGUGAGCGGAGUGAAGGUGAUGGUGUUGCUCGUGAUACGGCGACCAGACUAUAGCACUUUCAUAUCAUGAAGGAGCGAUGUC
Messenger RNA from Talaromyces stipitatus ATCC 10500, 1843 nucleotides. Its product is annotated as aryl-alcohol oxidase; vanillyl-alcohol oxidase. Bases 1 to 1815 code for a protein of 604 amino acids. Gene Ontology annotation, biological process: lactate catabolic process. Gene Ontology annotation, molecular function: D-lactate dehydrogenase (NAD+) activity; D-lactate dehydrogenase (cytochrome) activity; FAD binding. The record is from RefSeq and is a predicted model, not a curated record. Gene Ontology annotation, cellular component: mitochondrion. NCBI's taxonomy places the organism in Eukaryota, Fungi, Ascomycota, Eurotiomycetes, Eurotiales, Trichocomaceae. The transcript has 7 exons.